AUGACAGCAACAAACAACAGCAACAGCAACAGCAACUUUAUCAUUUCUGAUGAACAAGUUAUUGAUUCAUUAGCUGAGGAAUUAGUUGUGGCAGAAACUAAAAUCCUCAACGAAAGAAUUGGUGAAAACAAGAUUGAUUUACAUAACUACCUCAAACAUGAUGGAGGAAGAGGAAGGAAAACUGGUACAGCUUUAUUAGUAAAUAAAAUUUCGAAUUUAACGAUUAUAGAUGUUGAUAUCAAUAAAUCAUACAAUGAUGAACUUAAAGAAACAGUUAGAAAAGACAUUUUAUCAAAACUUUCGGAUAAAGAUGUUAUCGUUAAAACCGCUUCAGGAGGUCUUCACAUUUAUUGCAACACUAAUUUCUUCUAUUCAACCUCGAACAGAAUGAUUAAAUGUUAUUCCUGCAAUGAUUAUGAUAUUGAUAUCAUGACUUCUAUGGAUGAUUCAAAGCGUUCAUUAGUGGUUAUGGCUGAUUCAAGAGUUCGAAAGAAUGCAACAGAACCAAUCAAUACAUACUCAUUCAUUCGUGGAAGUUAUGAUUCAACAUUAACCAGAACAGUGAAUGAUAUAUUAAAUGAUUUGAAUAUUAAGGUAAGAGUUGAACAGAAGAACGAAGAAAUAAAGAAUAUCAUGAAUGAAAACAAAGAUGUAAACAUUGACGAUAAACUUGCCCAGAGCAUAGUUGAUGGCAUCUGUGAUUUUGAAGUACAUAAUGACGGUGGAAACAUGAAUUUAGAAAAAGAAGUUACAUUAUUCACACUGUUUCAAGCUAUUAAUUCGUUACCUAAUCAUUUAAUUAAUGAAGCAUACGAUAACGUUUAUAACUU
Molecule: messenger RNA, 830 nt
Organism: Trichomonas vaginalis G3
Lineage: Eukaryota; Parabasalia; Trichomonadida; Trichomonadidae
Product: Prim-pol domain family
Exons: 1
Source: RefSeq, a predicted model, not a curated record